Eimeria maxima is the source of this 3705-nucleotide messenger RNA. RefSeq lists its product as hypothetical. Lineage: Eukaryota; Apicomplexa; Conoidasida; Eucoccidiorida; Eimeriidae. The record is from RefSeq and is a predicted model, not a curated record. The coding region runs from base 1 to 3705 and encodes 1234 amino acids. The transcript has a single exon.
AUGUAUCAUAGGAUUCUCCCGCGUCUGCUGCAUGCGCCAGCUGCUGUUGCUGCUGCAAGGAGAGCAGCAAAAUUUCGUGCUGCUGCUGCGGUGUACAGACAGCAGCAUUGCUGCUUUACCUCCUCUAACUCCGUAGAAAGCAGGAGCAGCAGCAACAGCAGCAACACAGGUUACCGCAGCAACAACAGCAACACAUGGAGCAUCGCUAACAGCAGCAAUAACAGCAGCAGCAGCAGCAGCAGCAAAUGCAGCAGCAGCAGCAGCAGCAGCAGCAGAAGGACUGUGCUGCAGGAGACACUUAGAAAUCAUAGAGGAGACAUUCGCGGCAUUUGUAGACAUUCUAACGAAAGGGACAUCGACCUGCUGCUGCAGCAGCUGCUGGCACACUCGCUGCAGCAGCAGCAGCAGCAGCAGCAUAUUCAGCAGCAGCAGCGGCAGCAGAGUCAUCAGCAGCAGCAGAUUCAGCAGCAGCAGCAGCACCAACAGGGGAUCGGUUUCGAUUCUGCUUACGUAGAGGAAAGUGAUGCGCAGCAGCAGCUGCAGCAGCAGCAGGAUGCAGGCGCGUCAGCAGCAGCAGCAGCAGAUUCAGCAGUAGCUGCAGCUGCACCUGUUGCUGCUGCUGCGGCUGCUGCUGCUGCUGCUGCUGCUGCUCCACAAAAUGCGAAGCAGUACUACGUAAGGAGAGCAAUAGCUCGCUUGCUGCAGCUCAAAGGGGCAGCAGCAACAGCAGCAGCAGCAGAAGCAGCAUUCCUGCUUGGCUGCUACGGGCGUCCUUGCUGCAGAGACACCUGGUUGCUGCUGCAGCAGCAAGCCUUGCUGCUGCUGCAGCAAGGAGACUUUAUUACUGCAGCAAAGAUUUGCUGCGGCUAUUUAAAUCUGCUGUUUGUACACCGCAAGCCCCCCACUGCAGCACCUGCUGCAGCAGCACCUGCAGCAGCAGAAGCAGCAGAAGCAGCAGCAGCAGCAGCAGUCCCCACACCCGACACGACAGGUUCCCUCCACUGGGACGGAGACGAAGACUCCACAGCAGCAGCAGCAGCAGCAGCAGAAGCAAAUAGGUCAGCAGCAGUCCUGUCAUCAGCAGCAGCAGCAGCAAAUGGGGACGAUGAGCAGCAGCAGGCAGCAGCAAAGCUGUUUCUUGCGCUGCAGCAGCACGUGCGCACCAAAGUAGCAGCAACAGCAGCAGCAGAAGCAGAAACAGCAGCAGCAAUCAUUCCUUUCAACAACCCAACAGAAGAAGAAGCAGCAGCAGCACCUGCAGCAGCAGCAGCAGCAGCAGCAGCAAUAGAAGCACCACCACAACUACCCGCAACAGCAGCACCAGUUGCUGCUGCUGCUGAUGCAGCUGCACAGCCAGCAGCAACUCUUUCUGCAGCAUCAGGUGCAGCAGCAGCACUUCCUGCAGAAGCAGAAGCAGCAGCAGCAGCAGCAGCGCCUGCUGCUGCUGCUGCUGAUUUGCUGACAUGGGAGGAUGCAGUAUGGUACCUAAAGAUGGUUAGCUGCUGCAGAUGUGUACAAGAUUUGCUGCUGCUGCAGCAAAUAUGCAGGUGGCUUGCCUAUUCAAUGCAUGCGCUGCAGCAGCAGCAGCAGCAGCAGCAAAAACAGCAGCGGCAAACACAACAAGAGGGAUUGUUGCUGUCAACUGCUGCGCAGCAGCAGCAGCGGAAAAAUGUGGUGCUGCUGGGCUUGCCCCAGCAGCUCCUGCAGCAGCAGCAGCAGCAGCAGGUAUUGCCACAGGAGCAGCAGCAGCAACAGCAGCAGCAGCAGCAACAGCAGCAGCAGCUGCUGCUGCAGCUGCAGCAGCAACUAAUGACAGAUGUGGUGGAAGUACUUCGUUGUCUAUAUGAAUUGCUGCAUGUAGAUGUGCCGCUGCUGUCUGCUGCUGCUGGUUUGCUGCAGCAGCAAGCUGUGCUGCUGCCUGCUGCUGCUUGCUGCAGCAGCUUAUACUACUUAGCACAGCUGCGGUAUAAUGACCCUGCUGCUGCUGCUGCAGUAGCAGCACAUCUUGUUAAUAACAAGCAGAUUGCUGCUAUACCACUGCAGCAGAUGUCGCUGCUGCUGCAGGCACUGCAGCAGCAGCGGAUGCGCGACGACUUGCUGCUUGCUGCAUGCUGCAGCAGUUUGCUGCAACGGGUCCCUCGUCUGCUGCAGCUGCUGCCGCAUCUGCCUCCGCAGCAGCAGCAGCAGCAAAGCCGGCACAUCAUUACUAUAGUUCACUGUUUGGUAAUGGGGGGUGCAUGCAGCAGCUCGGCGCUGCAGCAGCUGCUGCCGCUGCUGCAGCAAGCAGCAGCAGCAGCAGCAGCAGAAUCUGCUGUAUUAGCUUGGCAUGCAGUGGUCACCUUAGGGGCUUGGGCUGGUCCAUUAAGAGCAUUAGUUAAGCAAAAGGUCCUCAUACACCUGCAGCAGCAGCAGCAGCAGCAGCAGCAGCUCCUCCUGCAGCAGCAGCAGCAGCACCAGCUGCUGAGGUUGGGCUCCUCUGCUUUGCUGGCAGCAACUAGCCUUUGUUAUCACCAUCUUGGAUUCUAUGACGCCCCGCUGCUGCUGCAAAUUGCUGCUGCUGCUGCUCGUGGGCUGCUACAGCAGCAGCAGCAGCAGCAGCAGCAGCAAUCGAAGCACACAGUCCUUGCGGCUUCAUUCCUUAGGAGAGCUCUCUAUGGCCUCCACCACCUUGCAGCAACACCGCGAGAUUUUCCGCAGCAGCAGCAGCAGCAGCAGCAGCAACAGCAGCAGCAGCAGCAGCAGAGGGAGCAGCUUCAAGCUGCUGCAGCAGCGGGGUCCGAAGUGGAACAACAACAGCAGCUGCAGCUGCAGCAGCAAGCUGCUGCUCCCCUUCCCCUGUGCAGCAGCAACAACAGCAACAGCAACAACAGUUCUAACAGCAGCACCAGCAGCAGGAGCAGCAGGAACAGCAGCAGCAGCAGCAGCAGCAGCAGCAAUGAGAUGUCAGUCUUUGUAUUGAGCAAAGGUCGUUAUAGCCCACAGGUGCAGCACUCCCCCUGGCUAGCUGCUCCUCUCUCCUUGCUGCAGCAGCUGCUGCUGCCUCCUCCUCUUCCUACUCAGCAGCAGCACGAGGAGGAGGAGAAGGAAUGUUUGCUGCUGCAGCUGCUGCAGGGGAAGCAGCAAGUGCUGCCUAGGAAGAGCAGCAGCUUACAUGAGGAAGUUUUCCUUUCUUUGCCUAAUUUGCUGCGCGCUGCUGCUGCAGCAGAGGUGACCAUUGGUCCAUUCGUUGUUGAUACUCUUAUACAGCAGCAGGAACUGCAGCAGUGGCAGCAACAGCAGCAGCAGCACGAGCAGCAGCAGCAACAGCAAAGAGAGCAGCAGCAACCGCAGAAGAAGAAAAAACAAAAGAAAAAAGAGCAGCAGCAAAAAGGUACAGCAACAAGAACAGACAGCAGCAAAGGCAAAAAGAAACAAAUUGAACAGCAGCAGCCUGCUGCUGCUGCUGCUGCUUCUGCUGCUGCUGCUGCACCGCCGACCACCGCAGCAGCUUCUGCUGCAGGUCAUAGAAAUGGGGAAGCAAAGAAAUCUACAAGAAGAGCCAAGUCUACCAGCAGCAACAGCAACAGCAGCAGCAGCAAGGAAGGCAGCAGCAACAACAGCAAAAGCAGCAGCAGCAAAGGCAACAACAGCAAAAGCAACAGCAACAAACGCAACAGCAGCAGCAGCAACAGCAGCAGCAGCAGCAGCAGCAAAAGUAGCAGAUGA